This is a messenger RNA of Epinephelus lanceolatus (giant grouper), 1960 nucleotides long. It is a transcript of the gene arhgap15, whose product is annotated as Rho GTPase activating protein 15. The record is from RefSeq and is a predicted model, not a curated record. NCBI's taxonomy places the organism in Eukaryota, Metazoa, Chordata, Actinopteri, Perciformes, Serranidae. Gene Ontology annotation, biological process: signal transduction; regulation of GTPase activity. Gene Ontology annotation, cellular component: cytoplasm.
AGAAACCACGUGAUGAAUCAUACUUCCUCUAACAGUCAGGCCUCGACUCUCUGUGUCUUCAGAUCAGCGACACACACAGAUGGCGGGUACAAGAAUCACAAACCUCCAGAGUGCAGCGAAGCAGCCGCCGUUAGUCCCACCACGCAACACAGUGUCACAGGGAGCCGUGCAGAUGCGCAUUAAAACCACCCAGAGCUCAGGAGAGCGCCUCAGUCAAUCCAAGUCCAUGGUGCUGCAGGAGUCCGACCUUCCUCAGAAGCCUAUCUCUCGGCAUCGAAGGAAUCAGUCUCAGCAUAAUGUUUUAAGCGCAGCAGGAGGAUCUGCUGAACAGCUGGUGGAGCUGAAAGGAGAACAUCUGAAUGUGGCUAAAAUCUCAGAUAGCGGUAAGAAGCAAAGGAAGAACUGGAAUUUGAUGUGGAGUGUCCUGACCUCAGACCAGCUGCUGUUGUAUAAAGAGAGACAGCAAGAAACUGCUGUGAAACAAGGAAGUAAGACAGAUGUGGUUCCGCUGGGUGGAGCUGUUAUCGAGUGGACGACAGAGAAGUCAAGCAAGAAAAACGUCUUCCAGAUUACAACAAACACAGGAAGUGAGUACCUCCUUCAGGUUGACACUUACUCCACUGCCAGUAAAUGGUACGAUGCCAUCAGAAAGAACAUCAACUCUUCUACUAAAGCAGAUGGAGGUUUUCCUCUGCGGAGAUCAAACAGCACAGAGUACCUGCCCAGACACAGCUCCCUACCUGGAUAUGGCUCCGCCUCCCCCAAUACCAAGCAACGCAACCCAGUCCACAGACGCUCCAUCAAUAUGUUCGGCAGCUCCAAGCUGAAACACAGCACCUCUGACAGCGCUGAUAAGAACGGGGUGAAGAACAGACUGAAGAAGUUCAUCAUCAGACGUCCGUCCAUGAAGACUCUGCAGGAGAAAGGCCUCAUUAAAGAUCGAGUCUUUGGCUGCCAUCUGUUGACUCUCUGCCAGCGUGAAGGAACCACGGUGCCGAAGUUCGUUCAGACCUGUUUGGAUGCCGUUGACAAGCGAGGUCUGGAUGUUGACGGGAUCUACAGAGUCAGUGGAAAUCUGGCCACAAUCCAGAAACUUCGCUUCAUCGUUGAUCAGGAGGAGGACCUGGACCUGGACCACAGUCAGUGGGAGGACAUCCACGUCGUCACUGGAGCUCUUAAGAUGUUUUUCCGAGAGCUGCCUGAGCCACUGUUCCCCUUCAAGUCCUUCCAGCCAUUUGUGGAGGCCAUCAAGAUUAAAGAAUCCAAACACAAAGUUCAGGCUGUGAAGAAACUGAUCCAGGAGCUGCCAAAACCCAACCACGACACCAUGAAACUGCUCUUCAGCCACCUGCACAAAGUUCUGGCUUUUUCCAGGAAGAACCUGAUGUCCACUCAGGGCAUCGGCAUCGUGUUCGGCCCAACGCUGAUGUGGCCCGAGCUGGACUCAGGAAACAUGGCGGUCAACAUGGUGUAUCAGAACCAGAUUGUGGAGUUCAUCCUCAUUGAGAGCCAAGAAAUCUUUAACCUGGACAGGAAGUGAAGUGUCCUGAGGCGGACACGAUCAUCAGACGGACUCACAUUUAUACAUCAAACCUACAAAUGACUAAAUUCCUUUAGAGAUGUUAUUGUUUUAUGAAAAAAACAGAAGUUUUGACUGAGCUGUAAAACUUAAACACAGUUUCUGAUCUGCACGAGGCUGGAAGAACAUAUUUUUUUAAUUAAUACAAACUAAUAAUAAAUUAUUAAGUUUGAAUUUCAGUGACUGUUUUACUUCUCCGAGAGUGGAGUGGAGUCAUGCCUGCUGUGUUUGGUGUAAAGGUUGAUGAAAGUCUUUCUUCUUUUUGUUUGAGAGAUUUAAAAAUAUACAGUGACGCAAAGAAAAAUGUACAGCUGUAUAUUUACAACCUCCUGUCUGGAUGCUGUAUAAAACUUAAAUAAAAGCAAUGUAAUGAUUUGUAAA